This is a messenger RNA of Aplysia californica (California sea hare), 2413 nucleotides long. RefSeq names its product 3-hydroxybutyrate dehydrogenase type 2. Gene Ontology annotation, cellular component: cytoplasm. The coding region runs from base 570 to 1430 and encodes 286 amino acids. The record is from RefSeq and is a predicted model, not a curated record. Gene Ontology annotation, molecular function: 3-hydroxybutyrate dehydrogenase activity. Gene Ontology annotation, biological process: siderophore biosynthetic process. Lineage: Eukaryota; Metazoa; Mollusca; Gastropoda; Aplysiida; Aplysiidae. The transcript has 9 exons.
GUCAGUACAGUACACACCUUGGCAUGCCUGUGAAUUUCAUUGUCUAAUCUUGUGACAAAGUUCACAAUAGGGGUACAACUUUUUGAACGAGCGUUAGAUGUCAUUUUCCGUGCCUUAUCAGAAUGAUAAAACGUCUUAUAAUGCUCGAUACGGGUAAAGGCUACAGUUAGUCUGUGUAACCACUCGUACUGUUAAUUUAGGUGUGGGAUCGCAUAGUGGUUAAGUUGUUGUGAAUGUUUGCUUGAAUUCUCAUGACUUUGAUUUUCUGUUUUGUGUUUAUAGAGAUCUUGAAUGUACAGAAUUCUUUCAGUGAUAGUCUUUAUUAGUAGUGUGCUGUUUAUUGUUCUCCGGUUGUGGAUCUUUAUGUUUUUAAUUGAGUGUUUUAAGUUUGCUACGGAAAUUCAUAUAUCAACAUCUAGAGUUAUAACAUAUCACUGAUAAUUAAUAAUUUAAUUGUUGUCUUAGUGUCAUAGAAGGAAGGAAAGGAAACACCCACAGUUUUAUUGCAGAUUACUGUUCAUACUUUUUUUUCCAGGGCCGGAUGAAAAUAAAAUCAAAAUGAAAUCAAAAUGAAUUCAGAGCCAGAACAAUGUGGAAAAAACUUUUUUUUUCAAAUUUUGCAUUUAAUUUGUUGUUUCAGAAAGACAGUGAAAAGAGCAACAGCUGUUCAACAUUUUGUUACUUCAACUAUGGGACGUCUGGAUGGAAAAGUUUUCGUUCUUUCAGCUGCCGCCCAGGGCAUUGGCAAAGCUGUAGCCUUGAUGGCAGCGAAGGAAGGAGCACGAGUGAUUGCCACAGACGUCAACGGGGAAGUGCUCAAGGAGUUGGAGGGGACCCCGGGAAUUGAAACCCAAGUCCUUGAUGUCUUGAAAAAGGACGAUGUUGAAAAAUUUGCCAAAUCUGUGGAUAAAAUUGAUGUUCUCUUCAACUGUGCUGGAUUUGUCCACCAUGGAACUCUGCUGGACUGUGACGAGAAAAGCUGGGACUUUUCCUUCAACCUGAAUGUCAAGAGCGCCUACACAAUGUGCUCAGUUUUUGUUCCUAAGUUCAUCGCUCAGGGUACCGGUGGAAGCAUCAUCAACAUGUCAUCAGUUGUCUCCAGCAUCAAAGGUGCUCCCAACAGGUUUGUCUAUGCGGCCACCAAGGCUGCUGUGAUAGGCAUGAGCAAGUCUCUGGCCGUGGACUUUGUGGACCACAAGAUCCGGGUCAACUCGGUCUGUCCAGGCACUGUGGACACGCCUUCCCUGAGGGGCAGGAUGGCAGCUCAAGCUGAUCCAGAGAAGGCUCUUCAAGAUUUCAUUGCUCGUCAGAAAAUGGGCAGGUUGGCUAACCCUGAAGAAAUCGCAAGCCUUGUAGUGUACUUAGCUUCUGACGAGUCUGGCUUUGUGACUGGCCAGGAGUUUGUCGUUGAUGGAGGUUGGAGCAUGUAACUCUCUCUACGCUGAACCUUUUACACGCAGAGAAUGCAGAACGAAGGAUUGUGAAAGUUACAGAGCACGUGGGAUCAAACCUUUUGAUUUUCUUUUUGUAUACCUUUAUGAUACAGAUUAGAACGAUGCUGGUUUUUUGUGAGAUGCAAGCAUGUUCCAAGGUACACUUGCGUUGUUUAUUGGCCUGAGAUCUUGCCUGAAUAGUGAAGUCUUCCUUAAGAAGGUUGUUGUUUUUUAUAUAUUGGUUAUGUUUUUCAUGAACAAAAGUGAUUAUAUUAUAUACAAAUGUUUUUUAUUACUAUCUUUGUGAUUCCCGUACCUCUGAAAUGGCUUAUGACCAGUGCUCAGCAUUACAAGUUGGUGUGUUCAGUAGUGUUGGAUUGUUGUGCGACAGUCAUUUCUGUCUCUAUUCCUAUCUAUCUAUCUGUCUACUCUGUGAAUGUGCAAUGAAAGCCUUUUUGUGAAUUUGAUCAGGGUAAAUGUUUAUUCCUGCUGUUGAUCAUUGUUAUUUUAGAAUAACACCAAGAGAUGCAUUUACCUUGUUAUUAUUAUACAAUAAAACUGAACUAUGCAUUUCCCUUUAUUAUUUUUUUCUAAAGUUCAGACACGCAUUUUCAGGACCAUUUUUUUAUAACAACUUUUGUACCAUUUUUUUAUAACAACUUUUGUUAUGUGAAUUAUUUUUUAUAUAGUUUUUGAACAUGUUGUUUCUUAGAAACUUUUGCAGUCAUGAGUCUACAGUCUCUGUGCAUUUUGAUAAGCAGAGUAUGUGUACUAUAAAUUAACUAUAUUAACCCCUUUAUACUUGCCAAUAUGACAUAAUAUCAUACAGAAUAUCUCAGAUGAGAAGUUGAACUAAUUCGUGUGUACUAAUCCAAUGCCUAAUCUAUCCGAUUAUCAUCACAUCCAUCUUUCUUUGACUUUUAACACUAUGAGUACUUACUUAUUGUGGUAAGAUAUUAAAAGUUUUGAAAGUCAGAAAA